GGGUAGCGCGGGUAGCCAGAGUGGCUAGCGGAGUGGAGCCCGUGGCUGAGGCGGGGAGGAGGGGCCCGAGGCCUGCUGAAAGCCGGGAUGAGGGCCGUGUUGACGUGGAGAGAUAAAGUCGAGCACUGUGUCUAUGACCUCGCAUUUAAGCCUGAUGGGACGCAGCUGAUUCUGGCCGCAGGAAGCACGUUGCUGGUUUAUGAUGCCUCCGAUGGGACCUUGCUUCAGCCCCUCAAGGGACACAAAGACACAAUAUACUGUGUGGCAUAUGCGAAGGAUGGCAAGCGCUUUGCCUCCGGAUCAGCUGACAAAAGCGUUAUUAUUUGGACAUCAAAACUGGAAGGCAUUCUAAAGUACACGCACAACGACUCUGUGCAGUCUGUCUCCUACAACCCUGUGACCCACCAGCUGGCGUCCUGCUCCUCCAACGACUUCGGGCUGUGGUCUCCGGAGCAGAAGUCCGUCUCCAAGAACAAGUCAAGCAGCAAGAUCACCUGCAGCAGCUGGACAAACGACGGUCAGUACCUCGCGCUGGGGAUGUCCAACGGGGUCAUCAGCAUCCGGAACAAGAACGGCGACGAGAAAGUGAAGAUCGAGCGGCCGGGGGGCUCCCUCUCCCCGAUAUGGUCCAUCUGCUGGAACCCUUCAAGCCGGUGGGAGAAUGUCUGGAUGAGCAGAGAGAACGAGGAUGCUGAGGAAGUCAUUGUCACCAGAUAUUUUCAGGAGCUCCCUUCCACUCUGAAGUCAGCAGUGUACGGUAGUCAGGGUAGUGAGGCAGAGGAGGAAGAGCCAGAGGAAGAGGACGACAGUCCCAGGGACGACAACUCAGAGGAGCAUAAUGACAUCCUGGCUGUAGCUGACUGGGGCCAGAAGCUCUCCUUCUACCAGCUGAGUGGGAAACAGAUUGGGAAGGAUCGGUCACUGAACUUUGACCCCUGUUGCCUCAGCUACUUCACGAAAGGGGAGUACAUUUUGCUGGGGGGUUCAGACAAGCAAGUGUCCCUUUUCACCAAGGACGGAGUCCGGCUGGGAACUAUUGGGGAGCAGAGCUCCUGGGUGUGGACGUGUAGAGUGAAACCCGACUCCAACUACGUGGUGGUGGGCUGCCAGGACGGCACCAUUUCCUUAUACCAGCUGAUUUUCAGCACGGUUCAUGGGCUCUACAAGGACCGAUAUGCCUACAGGGACAGCAUGACCGAUGUCAUCGUGCAGCACCUGAUCACUGAGCAGAAAGUUCGGAUUAAAUGCAAAGAGCUUGUCAAGAAAAUUGCCAUCUACAAAAAUCGAUUAGCUAUCCAACUGCCAGAGAAAAUCCUCAUCUACGAGUUGUACUCAGAUGACUCGUCAGACAUGCAUUACCGGGUGAAGGAGAAGAUCGUCAAGAAGUUUGAGUGCAACCUCCUGGUGGUGUGUGCCCAACACAUCAUCCUGUGCCAGCCUGUCCUUCAGUGGCGUGAAGGAGCGGGAGUGGCAGAUGGAGUCCCUCAUCCGCUACAUCAAGGUGAUCGGCGGCCCGCCUGGCAGGGAAGGUCUCCUAGUGGGCCUGAAGAAUGGGCAGAUUCUGAAGAUCUUUGUGGACAGCCUCUUUGCCAUCGUGCUGCUGAAGCAGGCCACGGCCGUGCGCUGUUUGGACAUGAGCGCCUCCCGGAACAAGCUGGCCGUGGUGGAUGAGAACGACACGUGCCUGGUGUACGACAUCCACACCAAGGAGCUGCUUUUCCAGGAGCCCAACGCCAACAGCGUGGCCUGGAACACGCAGUGUGAAGACAUGCUCUGCUUCUCGGGGGGAGGCUACCUCAACAUCAAAGCCAGCAACUUCCCCGUGCACCAGCAGAAGCUGCAGGGCUUCGUGGUGGGCUACAACGGCUCCAAGAUCUUCUGCCUCCACGUCUUCUCCAUGUCUGCCGUGGAGGUGCCACAGUCCGCUCCCAUGUACCAGUACCUGGAUAGGAAGAUGUUCCAAGAAGCCUACCAGAUCGCUUGCCUGGGUGUGACGGAUGCCGACUGGCGAGAGCUAGCCAUGGAAGCUCUGGAAGGACUAGAGUUUGAAACGGCGAAGAAGGCUUUCAUCAGAGUACAAGACCUGCGGUACUUAGAGCUCAUCAGCAGCAUUGAGGAGAGGAAGAAGCAGGGAGAAAGCAACAAUGACCUGUUUCUGGCAGAUGUGUACUCCUACCAGGGGAAGUUCCACGAGGCUGCCAAACUGUACAAGAAGAGCGGGCACGAGAACCUGGCGCUGGACAUGUACACUGACCUCCGCAUGUUUGAGUAUGCCAAGGAUUUCCUUGGAUCUGGAGACCCCAAAGAAACAAAGAUGCUAAUCACCAAGCAGGCUGACUGGGCCAGAAACAUCAACGAGCCCAAAGCCGCCGUGGAGAUGUACAUCUCGGCUGGGGAGCACGUCAAGGCCAUCGAGAUCAGCGGUGCCCACGGCUGGGUUGACACGUUGAUUGACAUUGCGCGGAAGCUGGACAAGGCGGAGCGCGAGCCCCUGCUGAUGUGCGCUCACUACUUCAAGAAGCUGGACAACCCCGGCUACGCCGCGGAGACCUACCUGAAGAUGGGUGACCUGAAGUCCUUGGUGCAGCUGCACGUGGACACCCAGCGCUGGGAUGAGGCCUUUGCUUUGGGCGAGAAGCACCCCGAGUUUAAGGAUGACAUCUACGUGCCCUAUGCUCAGUGGCUAGCAGAGAACGAUCGCUUCGAGGAAGCUCAGAAAGCGUUCCACAAGGCCGGGCGGCAGGGCGAGGCCGUCAGGGUGCUGGAGCAGCUGACACGCAACGCCGUGGUGGAGAGCAGGUUCGACGACGCCGCCUACUAUUACUGGAUGCUGUCCAUGCAGUGCCUCGAUAUCGCCCAGGAUCCUGCCCAGAAGGACACCAUGCUCGGCAAGUUCCAGCACUUCCAGCACCUGGCCGAGCUAUACCAUGGCUACCACGCCAUCCAUCGGUACACGGAGGAGCCGUUCAGUUUCCACCUUCCCGAAACCCUCUUCAACAUCUCCAGGUUCCUGCUGCACAGCCUGACCAAGGACACCCCCCUGGGCAUCUCUAAAGUGAACACGCUCUUCACCCUGGCGAAGCAGAGCAAGGCGCUGGGUGCCUACAAGCUGGCACGGCAUGCCUACGACAAGCUGCGGGGCCUGCGGGUCCCUGCCAGGUUCCAGAAGUCCAUCGAGCUGGGCAGCCUGACCAUCCGCUCCAAGCCCUUCCACGACAGUGAGGAGCUGGUGCCCUUGUGCUACCGCUGCUCCACCAACAACCCCCUGCUCAACAACCUGGGCAACGUCUGCAUCAACUGCCGCCAGCCCUUCGUCUUCUCCGCCUCCUCCUACGAGGUGCUGCACUUGGUGGAGUUCCACCUGGAGGAGGGGAUCACGGAUGAAGAGGCUGUCGCCCUCAUCGACCUGGAGAUGCCCCGGCACACGCGGGAGAGCAAGUGGCAGGAGACCAUGGGCAGCGACACCCAGACUCUGCGGCUAGAUGAGACCAUGGACUCCAUGGGAGAGGACGACCCCUUCACGGCGAAGCUGAGCUUCGAGCAAGGCGGCUCGGAGUUUUUUGUGCCCGUGGUGGUGAGCCGCUCGGUGCUGCGCACCAUGAGCCGCCGGGACGUCCUCAUCAAGCGCUGGCCCCCGCCCCUGAAGUGGCAGUACUGCCGCUCGCUGCUGCCCGACGCCUCCAUCACCAUGUGCCCCUCCUGCUUCCAGAUGUUCCACUCGGAGGAUUACGAGCUGCUGGUGCUGCAGCACACCUGCUGCCCCUACUGCCGCAGGCCCAUCGACGACCCCGGCCCCUGAGCCCGGCGCUGCGCGGAAGGGGUUAACGGCGGCCAGCCUCCUGCCCAGAUGAAGCCCGCGCUUCAGGGAGGGGCUCGUGUCCCCACGGGUUCCUAUUUAUGGCACUCCGCGCCUUGUCAAUAGCACCAGGAGAUGGGGAGGAGAAUGUACAUAUAUUUUCUAAGAAAAAAAAUCUGUUAGUUGUAGCGCGGCUCCGAGCGUUCGCGGCAGCCUGCUGGAGUCCGCAGAGCUGUCAGACCGUCAGCGUGUGCACUUGGCCGACAGAUUGCCUCAAUAAUGACAAAUAAAAG
This is a messenger RNA of Tupaia belangeri chinensis (Chinese tree shrew), 4089 nucleotides long. It is a transcript of the gene IFT122, whose product is annotated as intraflagellar transport 122. Gene Ontology annotation, cellular component: intraciliary transport particle A; non-motile cilium. The record is from RefSeq and is a predicted model, not a curated record. Gene Ontology annotation, molecular function: protein binding. Gene Ontology annotation, biological process: intraciliary retrograde transport; protein localization to cilium; non-motile cilium assembly. Lineage: Eukaryota; Metazoa; Chordata; Mammalia; Scandentia; Tupaiidae.